ACUGAGCUGACCCUGCUGUUCAUGCACUCAAUCAACUAAAGACUAGUCAUAUGCGAGUCUAGUACUACCCAUGUGUAGCACGCUCGGUGCUCUCACUAGACUACUCACAGCACUCUCGGCCAAGCCCGUCUCUGCUAAUGCCACAUCGCGUCAGCACGCAACGGCCGCCCGAUGCAGGUCAGCAAGUCGACCAUUGCAGUUGAUAGCGGCCGCAGAAGCAAUGACUCGCCCCCUCCAACUGGCUGCAUACACGCCAUCACAGACAUAGCCACCAAUCGUGCGCAGGACAGCAUGUGACACCUUACUAGUAGUCGCCGAUCAAGGAGGAGGGAGCCCCCAACAUGUUGCCGCCUGCUUCCUUCUCGAAGGCGUGCAUCUGUUCUAGUAUGUCGCCGCGAGUGAUGCCCUUGGACUGACGACAUUCACACAGACUCUUGCACAUCACAGAUCGAUGGCAGUGGUCGUCUCACCGGAUCUGAUGCCCUGAUGGCCAGCGUGUCGGCCGGGUAGGGGAAGUCGCUGGUUUCGUUGAACGCCAUCUCGGACACGAUCUCGAAAUCCUCUGCGUGCAUGGGCAUCCAUAAUCAUCAGGCAACAAUGAGGUGAAGUUGAGUGGACUGACUUGGUUUGAGCUCCGGGUGACCAUUGUCCAGCGAUCCUGCGCUCGUGAUGAUGACCGAUGGAAAAGGGUACACAAUCUCCCGCAUCCGCCUGUCGUGCUUCUUCCGCUCCUCCUCGUCCAUCUCGGCCAGCAGCUCCUUCAUCUCCUCCGAGUCACCGAGGCCUUCAAGGUCGAUGAAGUCGGGCUCAUUCGCACGCCGCUGACCCUUGACCUCAUUCAACACCUCCUUCAAGCGCUUCUGCACAAGCACAAGAGGAGAUAAGAAGCGGCGAACGAACGAUACUCUCCACUGGGUCGGGCUCACUUCGUAGUCGGCUCUGACUCUCUCCUCGCGAAUCCUGGCCUCCCUCAGGAGGGCGGCACGAGUUUCAUGAGUUUCGGAACUCAUGCCUCUCCGACCGGCCUG
This is a messenger RNA of Vitrella brassicaformis, 1028 nucleotides long. The record is from the annotation of a GenBank genome assembly. Lineage: Eukaryota; Vitrellaceae.